Messenger RNA from Octopus sinensis (East Asian common octopus), 2006 nucleotides. RefSeq lists its product as uncharacterized. Bases 30 to 809 code for a protein of 259 amino acids. The record is from RefSeq and is a predicted model, not a curated record. The transcript has 6 exons. NCBI's taxonomy places the organism in Eukaryota, Metazoa, Mollusca, Cephalopoda, Octopoda, Octopodidae.
GCCGCCUCCUUCCUCUUCUCCGCCAAACAAUGGCAGGACACACGCCGAGCGGAUCAUUUCUUCACCCAUCUCCAGCCUGUCUACUCUUUUUCAUUGUAACUUUGUCAACUUUGACAGCCUCAAAGUCUGAAGACAACUCUUCCUACCGUGUUAUUGUCGAUGUUGACCCAAGGAAGGGAGUGUCCGAGUUCGUGUUCACAGCAAAUGUCAGUUCGGACACCAACAGCGACCUGCUGCAUAGUAAACAGUGCUGCAGCUACACAUUCCAAGACAAUCGGACGGAGGAGAUCAUAUCGGUGUCUGGUUCCACAUCGGUAAACAUCCUGAAGAAAUAUCCGCCAACCAAAGACCUUCCAGCAGGCACGUACUCCAUGAAUGUAACAGCAUAUCUGCACGAGAAAAACGACACAAAAUCCAUCUACCCUGUUGCUACGAACGUCACCCAUUUCCACCUGACAGAGAACUUCAAUGGCUACCUUACUGUAAUACAAAGCCUGGUCUACCAAACCAACUGGUCUGCAUUUAUCAUUCACAAGCCCAUCUGCGUCUACUUCUACCUGACUGACCAUAUAUUUGGUACCUUCACAUACCAUUGGCAGAUCAAUGGGACCAUUGGCAAACACACUGAUAUACCAUUGCUGGUCUUUACAGCCAGUAAUAUUGGAUUGAGUCAUUUCUCCCUCCAUGCAAAGGAGACACGCUCAGGCUGGGAAGGUCAUUUCGACAGCGUGGUCCUAUUUCAAGCUCCUAUUGAUUCAGCUUUUAUAUCUGGUGACAAGAGAACUUUUGAUGGGGAGCCACUACACUAACCCUACACUUUAAAGGGAGUGGUCCUGUCCGGUUCUGCUGGACACUGCUUCCCUCACAGAAUGAAGCUGUGUGUAUUGAAGAUGUCCUGACAAAUGGCUCCCUCUCAGGGUCCUGUUCCAUCCUUGUACAACCAAACAACACCGGAACCUUCUCAUUGCUAGGCAACGUCAGUAAUUACAUCAGCUGGAGGAAUGUGAAAUAUUCCUUUGAAGUAAUACCAAAAGCUAAUAUCAACACCAUUGUACUCGUACCAGUCCUCAUCGUUGCCGUGUUCAUGUCAGCCAUGCUUUCCUACCUCGUGUUUCGAAACAGGAGGCAGAAGGUUCGAAUCGUCGAGGCAGCUGAUUUCGACUUCCAUCCGGAACUGACCGCCGAGAUCGAGAUGUCGUCGUCGUUGGCCUACAGAUUCUGUCCGGCGUUGUACCAGCUCUUUCAAAAGCUCCGCAGGAGCACCUGGGGAAGGGGAGGGGGAGGGCCCCGAAGGGUUGAGUUUGACGACAAAGUGCAGUUUUUCCCAUCUCGCAAACGCUCCCUCAGUGUGCCCACCUUGCAGACGGGACACACAAACUAUUACAGACAACAAUCACAGAGUUUAACAGAUCUUGACAGUAUUUCUGAUUCCUGAUAAAACAUUUUUCCUUUUUUUUUUGCCCUCUUUUUUUGCCCUUUUUUUUUUGCCAAUUUUUUUUGCCCAUUUUUUUUUUGCCCAUUAUUUCUCAUUUUUUUUCCAUUUGUCCAUUUUUUUUCAAUUUUUUUAUAUAAAUUUUUUUGUAAAUAAUAAUCAUCAUAAUGUUAAUUUCUAAUAUUAGUAAAUAGACACAAAUCUGGGAAAAAGAUAAAUUUGAUUUCAUCAACCCCACAGUGAUGAAUGGUAAAGUUAGUAUUCUAUUAUAAUUCCAUUCAUAUCCAGGAUGUUUUAUAGGAAUACUAAAUCAACCCCAGUAUACCACUGGUAUUAUAUUUCAUCGACCACGAGAAAGACGAAAGCUAAAUUAGCAUUAGUCUUUGUUCGUGAUUCCAUUCACAUCCAAGAUGUUUUAUAGGAAUUACUAAUUCUACCCCUGAAAGCAAAUGGGGUGAGGAACAACUUCGCUGUGCAGCCCUUUAAAGUUUGUUAAAUCUUUAUUCACUAAGACACUACAUUAAGCCAACCGGUGAUGAAACACAAAUAAAACAUUGUACAUAGACACUUCAAA